Molecule: messenger RNA, 5375 nt
Organism: Musa acuminata AAA Group (dessert banana)
Lineage: Eukaryota; Viridiplantae; Streptophyta; Magnoliopsida; Zingiberales; Musaceae
Product: endoribonuclease Dicer homolog 3a
Exons: 25
Coding region: 213-5177 (1654 amino acids)
Biological process (GO): siRNA processing
Cellular component (GO): cytoplasm; nucleus
Molecular function (GO): RNA binding; ATP binding; protein binding
Source: RefSeq, a predicted model, not a curated record
CCGGAGCAGGGAGCGCUCUUCCAGACUUUGUGUGUGUGUGUGUGAGAGAGAGAGAGAGAGAGAGAGAGAGAGAGAGAGAGUAAAAGCGCAAUCCCUCGGCCCCCAUUUCGUUUGGUUGCUGGAGAAGGACUCGACGACAUCGCACGCCCAAAACCUCUCUUCUUCUCUUUGCUUUCGCCUCGACGAUAGCUUCUGCGGCGGUGACGUCUUCCAUGAGUCCUUCGAAGAGACCCAUCGACUCGGCCGACGGCGAAGGGUCGCCGGUUACGGCCAAGAAGCAGAAGCAUGAGCCCGAAGAAUUCGAGCCAAGGAGUCAUCAACUCGCGGUAUACGAAGUGGCACUUCGGACGAACACGAUCGCCGUGCUGGAGACAGGUUCGGGGAAGACUAUGAUUUCCGUUAUGCUAGUAAAGCAUUUCGGGGAGGAGUUGAAGAAGCGCGGAGACCAGCGGCUCAUUCUCUUUCUUGCCCCCACCGUUCACCUCGUCGUUCAGCAAUACGAAACAAUAAAGGUUCACACCGAUGUUGACGUACAAUAUUGCUGUGGAGCCAAGGCGGUGGAUGCGUGGAGCAUUGCCUCCUGGCAGAAGGAAGUCUCCACUUACCAAGUAAUGGUCAUGACUCCACAAAUUUUGUUAGAUGUUCUGAGGAAAGGUUUCCUCAAUCUUGAUAUGGUCCACCUGAUGGUAAUUGAUGAGUGUCAUCAUGCAUUGGGCGACCAUCCCUACAAUAAAUUGAUGAAGGAGUUUUAUCACAAGUCUGUGCUGAAACCACAUAUAUUUGGAAUGACUGCAUCGCCUAUCUUGAGGAAAGGCAUAUCAUCAACUGCUGAUUGUGAAGGCCAACUAUCGGAGCUUGAGGCUAUACUAGAUUCCAAGAUUUGUACAGUGGCAGAUAGAAGUGAGAUAAACAUGUUUGUUCCUUCAGCUAAAGAAGUAAACAGAUAUUAUGAUGCCAAGCUGUUCAUACAUGAAGAAUUGAAAACAAAGUUGAGGUUAUUGUUGGAUAAGUAUGAUGCAUCACUUGUUCAGUUGGGAAAAUCAUCACUGGAUAAUUACAAUGACACUGCUGACAUCAUCAAGGCUCCAAAAAAGGAUCUGUCUAGUUAUUACGAUAAGAUCUGCCACUGCAUGGAUGAGCUAGGCCUGGUCUGUGCUAUUGAGGCUACUAAGAUCUGUAUAGAUGCUGUAAGUUCUUCAAAUUCUACUGAUCGUCACGACUUUGUCAUGGUGAAUGUAGCUCAGUGCAAAUCUUUUCUUGAGGAAGUAUUGCAAAAACUUGCAGAAAGAUUGCCAGCAGAUUUUGAACUACUUUUGAAGACUGAAAAUGAUUGUGCAGCGGCUGUACAAAAGGGUUACAUCUCUUCAAAGCUAUAUGAACUUAUUCAAAUCAUUCGGUCUCUUGGGAUGCCCAGCCAAGUAGUCUGCCUCAUCUUUGUUGAAAGAAAUAUUACUGCUAAAGUUUUGGAAAGGUUUAUUAAGAAAGUUUGUUUUUUAUCACAUUUCACUGUGUCAUACUUGGCUGGAGGGUCUUCUUCAGUUGAUGCACUAACCCCAAAAACGCAAAAGGAUACUCUGGAUUCCUUUCGUUCAGGGAAGGCAAAUUUACUAUUUACCACUGAUGUCGCUGAAGAGGGUACCGAUGUGCCAGAUUGUUCAUGUGUAAUCCGUUUUGAUUUGCCGAAAACAGCUCGUAGUUACAUUCAGUCUCAUGGCCGAGCUCGACAAGCUGGUUCUCAUUACGUUAUCAUGCUUGAACGUGGGAAUUUGCAACAAAGAGAUUUGUUAUUUGAUAUCAUCAAGAAUAAGCAUUCAACGGUUGACAUCGCAUUAAACAGAGACCAAGACUCCCUUGUAUCUAUAGUGUCUAUUAAUGAAGAUUUAGGUGCUUAUUAUGUUGAUUCAACUGGAGCAAGUGUUACUGCUGACUCUAGUGUCAGUCUCAUAAAUACAUAUUGUCAAAACCUUCCAAGAGACAAGUACUUCACUCCCAAACCAAUUUUCAGGUUCACUUUGGAUGGCGGGUACUAUGAGUGCACAAUAACUUUGCCUCCAAAUGCUGCAAUUCAGACAAUAGUUGGUCCAGCUAAUCAAAAUUCACAUGUAGCAAAAAAGCUUGCAUGCCUGGAGGCUUGCAAAAGACUACAUCAAUCAGGAGCACUUAAUGAUCAUCUUCUUCCUUGUGUUCAAGAGCACUUGGAUGAUGUGAAAGCUGAAAAAACUGGGGAAUCAGCUAAAGGAGCAGGAACGACGAAGAGAAAAGAAUUGCAUGGAAUGACAACUGCUCAUGCUAUGUCAGGAACAUGGGCACACCAAAAUGAUGGUAUUAUUCUGCAGGGAUAUAAGCUAAAUUUCUCGUGCAACCGGAUCGGCGAGAACUAUUCUGCCUUUAUCCUAUUAAUUGAUGCAAUUUUAGAUCAAGAUGUUGCUUGCAAGGAAAUAGAUCUUUACUUAAUUGACAAAAUGGUUAAAGCUGAUAUUUCUCCCUGUGGACCAAUUGCAUUGGAUAAGAAGCAGCAGGUAGACCAAGGAAAGCUUUUCCAGGAGUUGUUUUUUAAUGGUUUAUUCGGGAAGUUAUUUACAGGAUCCAAGUCAUCUGGGGUGUCAAGGAAAUUCUUACUUAGUGAUAAUAGAUCAUUGUGGAACACAUCAAAUAUGUAUAUGCUCUUACCUCUAGAUUCUUCUUGUGCUCACAAGCAUGAUAAAGUAAGCAUUAAUUGGAAGGCGAUAAGUGCAAGCGCUUCAGUGGUUAAAUUUAUGAGAGAAAUUUAUUCAUCUAGAGGACAAAACGGUCCAGUUGUAGAUUCCAAAUGUGGUUCCUCUGAGACAAGGGGUUCUAUGCCAGAUAUGAUCCACCUAGCCAAUCGCUUUGCAGAGCCUCAGAGUCUCAAAGGUGUGGUAGUUUUGGCAAUCCAUACAGGAAGGAUUUAUUGUGUUCUAGAUGUGGUUACUGGUUUGACUGCUGAUAGUCCAUUUGAUGGGAAUUCUCGGAAACAAUCAUCAGAUACUUGGACAUUCUCAGAGUACUUCAGUAAGAAGUAUGGAAUUGUGCUUCAACAUCCAAGGCAACCAUUAUUGUUGUUGAAGAGCAGUCACAAUCCUCAUAAUCUUUUAUCUUCAAAGUCUGGAACUGAAGGUAAUUUUGUACCGAAAAGAUCUAAUGGUAAGAAUGUGUCUCUAAAUCAUGUUCACAUGCCUCCAGAGCUUCUAGUUGAUAUUGAUGUACCAUACGAAGUCUUGAAAUCUUUUUACUUGCUACCUUCUUUGAUGUACCGAGUGGAAUCCUUGAUGUUAGCCUGCCAACUAAGGAAGGAAAUUUCUUUCUGUUCUAGCAAUCCUAUACCAAGCUUCCUGAUUUUGGAAGCAAUUACUACGCUGAGAUGUUGUGAAGACUUCUCCAUGGAGCGGUUGGAACUAUUAGGGGACUCCGUUUUAAAAUAUGCAGUGAGUUGUUCUCUCUUUCUAAAAUUUCCUGGGAAACACGAAGGGAAAUUGUCCUCCGACCGGAUAAAAAUAAUUCGUAAUGCCACUCUUCAUAGCUUGGGAACUAAACAUGGCAUACAGGGUUACAUACGUGAUGCUGCAUUUGAACCUCGUAGAUGGGUUGCUCCUGGACAUAUUUCAAUACACCGUGUUCCUUGUAAAUGUGGAUUAAAUGACAAUGAAGUGCCAAAUAUAAUUUUGGAUACAAUUAGUGACAAGUCUAUUGUGAUAGGAAAGGCAUGUGAUAGAGGACACAGGUGGCUCUGCUCAAAAACAAUAUCAGAUUGUGUCGAGGCUCUGAUAGGUGCAUAUUAUGUUGGUGGUGGGCUACCUGCUGCUCUUGCAUUUAUAAAGUGGCUAGGAAUUGAUACCGAGUUUGAGCCUGAUAUGGUUGAGGAGGCUAUAAGAACUGCAUCAGGUUGGACAUACCUUCCCAAAAUUCAUGAAAUAGAAACACUGGAAUCAAAAAUUGGCUACAAGUUUACUGUCAAAGGUCUUCUUCUGGAAUCUAUUACCCAUGCAUCUCAGCAAGAAUUAGGAGUCUUCUUCUGCUAUCAGCGUCUUGAAUUCUUGGGUGACUCAGUUUUGGACCUGCUCAUUACGUGGCAUCUCUUUCAGCGCCAUAAAGAUAUUGACCCUGGGGAAUUAACUGAUUUAAGAUCUGCAUCAGUAAAUAAUGAAAAUUUUGCUCAAGUAGCUGUCAGGCAUAAGCUUCAGCAGCACCUCCAACAUAAUUCUGGAUUACUUUUAGAGCAAAUAACAGAGUUUGUCAAGAGACUUGAGGAUUCAGAUGAAAACAAGUAUAUGCUUUUGUCAAAUGGUUCAUCUAAAGUACCUAAGGUCCUUGGAGACAUGGUUGAAAGUAUUGCCGGUGCCAUAUUGAUAGAUACAAAGCUUGAUUUAGAUAAAGUAUGGGAAAUUUUUGAGCCAUUACUCUCCCCAAUUGCCACUCCAGAGAACCUUGAGUUGCCACCUCUACGUGAACUUACUGAAUUAUGUAGCCACCAUGGUUACUUCUUGAAUACAACAUGCACAAAUGAGGGGGACAUGAAUGUUGCUGUUCUUGAGGUACAACUGGAGGAUGUUCUGUUGGUAAGGGAAGGUCGUGAGAAGAAUAAAAAAGCUGCAAAAGGGCAAGCAGCAUAUUUGCUGUUGAAGGACUUGGAAGAAAAAGGAUUUUUGCACUCCCGGCAUGCCUCCAAAGGGACACAAGCUGAAGAAAAGAUUGCAAGCCACAAAGAAUCUGUUGAAAAAUCUGGUAGUUUAAUGUUGGAUAUUGAGAUUCCUACGCCAGCAAAGCACGGUGAAGUAGUCAAUUCCAAGAAUGUUUCUGUUCCCAGCCCAGGUAAACCAGUGGCUUUGACAGUCAAAAUGCAAAAAGGUGGGCCUCGAACUGCACUGUAUGAACUCUGCAAAAGAUGUCAAUGGCCAAUGCCUAGCUUUGAAACAUUAGAGUGGAAGCCAAGUGGCGACCAGAUGAAUGAAUGUACCGAAGGGGGAGACGCCAACCGUCACAUGUUUGUAUCAGGCAUAACGCUGCAUAUACCAAAUUCCACCAUCAUCAAACGCAAGGGGGACCGGCGUCCUGAUAAGAAGAGUUCACAAGAUUCUGCAGCACUAACCAUGCUUUAUGAGCUUGAGAAACUGGGCAGGUGCCAGAUUGAGGUGCAACAACCGGCCGAAAGAAUUUCAUGAACAUUUUUGGUGCGUGUUGUGUGUGCGUUUGUGUGUGUGUGUGUAUAUAUAUAUAUAUAUAAUGACUUUUAUAGUCUGAGUAGACUUUACCAAUAAAAACUGUGUAUUUUGCCCCGAGUUGACAAGCAGAGGCAUUAUAGAAAGAGUAUAUAUAUAUAUAUAUAUAUAUAGAUAUAUAUACAGAGUAUUUUGCCCUGA